Messenger RNA from Megalops cyprinoides (Indo-Pacific tarpon), 3999 nucleotides. Its product is annotated as NACHT, LRR and PYD domains-containing protein 12-like. Gene Ontology annotation, molecular function: protein binding. Bases 181 to 3930 code for a protein of 1249 amino acids. NCBI's taxonomy places the organism in Eukaryota, Metazoa, Chordata, Actinopteri, Elopiformes, Megalopidae. The record is from RefSeq and is a predicted model, not a curated record. The transcript is spliced from 15 exons.
AGAGGGAAAACAGGAAGCUUAUUUCAGUCUUCAUUUUGUUAGACAGGGAGGAGAGAGGCAAAAUAAAUAAAAAAGGAGAAACAAAACAACGCAGCCUGCUGAUCUGAAUCAGAAGCCCAACCUGGAUUCCUCUGGUCUGUUGUGUUCCAGACUCCUGAGACAGGGGGUGCUGUGUCUGACAUGAGUCUCCCUGGAGGGCCUGAGGCUGGUGCUGGAACCAUCAGCCAUGAUAAUAAGAGGGUCCGGGAGGAGAGAGCAGGGUCACCUGUACCCAGCUGUCUGUCAAUGAAAAGCGAACGUUCAAUGGAGAAGCCACUGCAUUUCAGACAAGAGCCUACAGGUGAAACAAGGGUCCAGGAGGAGAGAGCAGGGUCACCUGUACCCAGCUGUCUGUCAAUGAAAAGCGAACGGUCAAUUGAGAAUCCACUGCAUUUCAGACAAGAGCCUAUAGGUGAAACAAGGGUCCGGGAGGAGAGAGCAGGGUCACCUGUACCCAGCUGUCUGUCAAUGAAAAGCGAACGGUCAAUUGAGAAUCCACUGCAUUUCAGACAAGAGCCUACAGGUGAAACAAGGGUCCAAGGAUCAGCAGGGUCGAGAAAUUUCUUAGAGGAGAGAGACCACUUGAUGGAUUUAACUCUUACAAAGAGGAUGGAUCUUGUUGCAGACUCACUGGAGAACGAUGACCAGAACAAUGAAUCAAUUUUAAGAGACCAACAAAAAUUGAAAACUGACCUGAAGAGGAAGGUUGAAUGCAUAUUUGGAUAUUUAGCAAAGCAGGGACACCCAGCCCUCCUCAAUGAGAUCUACACAGAGCUCUACAUCACAGAAGGGGGAAGUGGGGGCAUCAAUAAUGAACAUGAAGUGAGGCAGAUAGAGACGGCAUUCAAGAGACAAACAACACAGGAGAUCGCAAUCGUUUGCAACAACAUCUUUAAACCUUUACCUGGUCAAAACAAGUCUAUCAAAACUGUGCUGACAAAGGGGAUUGCUGGCAUUGGAAAAACAGUUUCUGUGCAGAAGUUCAUUCUGGACUGGGCAGAAGAAAUAGCCAAUCAGGAUAUUCAUUUCAUCUUCCCUCUUCCUUUUCGAGAUCUGAAUUUGAAGAAGGGGAGAGAAUUCAGUCUAAUGCAACUUCUCCAGCUCUACUUUCCAGAACUUAAAAAGAUUGAAUGUGUCGAAUGUGAUGAGGUCAAAGUUUUGUUCAUCUUUGAUGGUCUGGAUGAGUGUCGGCUUCCUCUAGAUUUCCAGAACAAUGAGAUCUGGUAUGAUGUAACAAAGCCAACAACAGUAGAUGUGCUGCUGACAAACCUCAUUAAGGGGAAUCUGCUUCCCUCUGCUCUCAUCUGGAUCACCUCCCGACCAGCUGCAGCUAAUCAGAUUCCUCCUGAGUGUGUCCACCGGGUGACAGAGGUACGAGGGUUCAAUGACCCUCAGAAGGAGGAGUACUUCAGGAAGAGAAUCAAUGAUCAGAACCUGGCCAAUGGAAUUAUCUCGCACAUAAAGUCAUCAAGGAGUCUCUACAUCAUGUGUCACAUUCCAGUCUUCUGUUGGAUUUCUGCUGCUGUUCUGGAGAAGUUGAUGGGUGAAGCAGACAGUAGAGAAAUCCCCAAAACUCUGACUCAAAUGUACACACACUUCCUGCUCAUUCAGACUAAUGCGAAGAAUCAGAAGUAUCAUGGAACCAAUGAAACAAACCCAAAGAUGAUGUCGGUGUCAGAUACAGAAAUCAUCAUGAAACUGGGGCAACUGGCUUUUCAACAGCUCGAAGAGGGGAAUCUGAUAUUCUAUGAGGAGGACUUGAGAGGUUGUGGCAUUGAUGCUAGUGAAGCUUCAGUGUACUCUGGGGUGUGCACAGAAAUCUUUAAAGAGGAGUCUGGGUUGCAUCAGGAGAAAGUCUACUGCUUUGUGCAUCUCAGCAUUCAGGAGUAUCUGGCUGCCUUGUUUGUGUUUCAUUCAUUUUUAACUGAGAACAGAAAUAUACUCAAACCAGAUCAAUCAAAAUCUCAGAGUGACAGAAUCCAGCUGUUUGAGUUACACAGGUGUGCAGUGGAUCAAGCCUUACAGAGCAAGAAUGGACACCUGAUCCUUUUCCUCCGAUUCCUUCUUGGCCUCUCAUUGGACUCAAAUCUGCAAGACCUUCUGAAUUGGACAGAAAGCAGAUUAGGGAAUAUUGAUGAAACAGUAGAGUACAUUAAGGGGAAGAUCAGACAGAAGCCGUCAGCAGAGAGGACCAUCAAUCUCUUCCACUGUCUGAGUGAACUGAAUCGCAAUGCUUUAGUAGAGGAAAUCCAAACUUCCCAGAGAUCAGGAACCCUUUCUGAUAAAAAGCUGGAACCAGACCAAUGUUCAGCUCUGGCAUUUGUGUUGCUGAUGUCAGAGGAGGUCCUGGAUGUGUUUGAAUUGAAGAAGUACAACACAUCAACAGCAGGUUAUCAAAGACUGGUACCAGUAGUCCAGAAUUGUAGGAAGGCCAUGCUGGACAGUAUUGAUCUCACAGAGGAGUCAUGUGACACUGUGGCCUCCGCUCUCCAGUCAGUCACCUCACACCUGAUAGAGUUAGACCUCAGCUACAAUAACCUGGGAGACUCAGGAGUGAAGCGGCUCUGUGCUGGACUGAAGAGCCCAAACUGUAAACUGCAGAGACUGAGACUGGACAGCUGUAACCUGACAGAGAUGUCAUGUGACCCUGUGGCCUCCGCUCUCCAGUCAGUCCCCUCACACCUGAUAGAGUUAGACCUCAGCUACAAUAACCUGGGAGAUUCAGGAGUGGAGCAGCUCUGUGCUGCACUGAGGAGUCCAAACUGUAAACUACAAAGACUGAGGCUGUCAGGCUGUCGAAUCACAGAAAGAGGCUGUACUUCUCUGGCUUCAGCUCUGCAUUCAAACUCUUCACACCUGAGAGAGCUGGAUCUGAGCUACAAUCACCCAGGAGACUCAGGAGUAAGAGCACUCUCUGCUGGACUGAAGGACUCCAGCUCUAAAAUGGAAACGCUGGUUUUGAUGGACUGUAAUCUCACAGAGGGCUGCUGUGAUACUCUGGCCUCAGUCCUGUGUUCACCCAACGCAGAGCUGAGAUUUCUGGAGCUCAGAGACAAUGAUCUGCAGGAUUCAGGAGUGAGAGCGCUCUCUGCUGGACUGGAGGACCCACACUGUAAACUGCAGAGACUGGGGCUGUCAGGGUGUCGAGUUACAGAGAGAGGCUGUGCUUUUCUGGCUUCAGCUCUGCAAUCAAACCUCUCACACCUGAGAGAGCUGGAUCUGAGCUACAAUCACCCAGGGGACUCAGGAUUGAGAGUGCUCUCAGCACUACAGGAGGACCCCAGCUGUAAACUGCAGACGCUGCUUGUGGACCAUGGAGGAGAGAACAGGAACAAACCAGGACUAAGGAAAUAUGCCUGUCAGCUCACACUGGACCCUAAUACAGUCCACAGAGAGCUGUCUCUGUCUGAGGGGGACAGGAAGGUGACAGACACACACGACCAGCCAUAUCCUGAUCACCCUGAGAGAUUUGACUCUGUGUACCAGGUGCUGUGCAGAGAGGGUCUGUCUGGGACUCGCUGUUACUGGGAGGCUGAGUGGAAGAAAGAGGGUGUUUCUGUAGCAGUGACAUAUAAAGGAAUCAGCAGGAAAGGAGCGAGUGAUGACUGUAAGCUUGGAGGGAAUGUAAACUCCUGGAAUCUGCGCUGCUUUUCUGACCGUUACCAUGUCUGUUACAAUAAGAAAAGAACAGACAUACCCGCACCCCCCUCCCCCUCUUGCAGAGUAGGAGUGUAUCUGGACUGGCCGGCUGGCACUCUGUCCUUCUACAGCGUUUCCUGUGACGCACUGACCAUCCUGCACAGAUUCCACACCACCUUCACUCAACCCGUCUAUCCUGGGGUUGGGCUUUGGAACAAGAAAAACUCAGUGUCCCUUUGCCAGUUGGAGUAGACUCUUAUACCUCACACACACACAUACAAAUAUGCACACACGAACACUCAACUCAUUACUCACUGUAAC